AUGAGCACCGCCCUCCCACUCCAAAUCCUCAUCGGCCUCUCGGCCGCAUACAUCAUCUGGCCAGGCGGCCCAGACCCCAGGUUCGACCACCGAAUGAUCGCGUCAGCCUGGUCCUCCCUCUCGAAACUCACAUGGGGGAGUUCCUCCCCUUCGACCAACCCGCACUUGUCUGACGCGAAGGAUAUAUAUCUGGAUGAAGCUAUGCCAACCUCAAAAAAUCUGGAGACUCAACUUGGCAUCGUAUACGGGCUCGCGGUUGUACUUUUCGUCUUGUUUGCAGCGCUCGGUUGUCUCUGGAUAGGGAGAAAGGUACGGACGAUGAUUGUCGAUGAGCAGGUUCGGCAGAGCAUUGAGAAGAAUAUACCUGGUCCUGUCAAGAAGAUGUUCGUUCCCUUGCAGAAUGUCUUCGGUCGAUUCGUCCAAAAAGGCUUUAUCCCAGUCAAGAAAGUCUUCGGUCCAAUCAUCUUGAUACUCUUCAGCCCAAUCGGAAAAGUCCUUGCCCUACUCAACGCAAUCCUUGACUUCAUCCUGGCUAUCCCAGAAACAAUCAAGAACAAGUAUCUCGCGCCGUUCAAGAAGUUGCAAGAAGAAGAGUCCGCCAAGCUGAAAGCCAUCCUGGAAGAGCAGCUUGUGCAACUGCGGAUCUCGGCCGAUGGGCUGAAGACAACCUGUGGUACUCUUGACGAGAGGAACGAUCAGAUCCAGCAACGGUUGGAAAGGAUCGUUAAGCAGAUAGAAAGCAUCACCGAGUGGCAACGACAGUGUGAGUUCUAUUUCAUGCGAGAACCGAAGCACGCGAGGGAGAAGAAGGCUGAUGAAGCAGCGUAA
This is a messenger RNA of Aspergillus mulundensis, 828 nucleotides long. RefSeq lists its product as uncharacterized. The record is from RefSeq and is a predicted model, not a curated record. The transcript has a single exon. The coding region runs from base 1 to 828 and encodes 275 amino acids. NCBI's taxonomy places the organism in Eukaryota, Fungi, Ascomycota, Eurotiomycetes, Eurotiales, Aspergillaceae.